Messenger RNA from Vanderwaltozyma polyspora DSM 70294, 1437 nucleotides. It is a transcript of the gene RNT1, whose product is annotated as ribonuclease III. The coding region runs from base 1 to 1437 and encodes 478 amino acids. Gene Ontology annotation, molecular function: ribonuclease III activity; double-stranded RNA binding. Gene Ontology annotation, biological process: rRNA processing; primary miRNA processing; regulation of gene expression. NCBI's taxonomy places the organism in Eukaryota, Fungi, Ascomycota, Saccharomycetes, Saccharomycetales, Saccharomycetaceae. The record is from RefSeq and is a predicted model, not a curated record. The transcript has a single exon. Gene Ontology annotation, cellular component: nucleus.
AUGGGAAAAGGUACUAAAAGAAAGCUUGGAUCUACUGAAGAUGUUGAAAUAUUUAACUCUUCCAGUAUAAAUGGUUCACAAGAUGAUAAAUCAUAUGGUGGGAGUAGCAAAGAUAAUAGGUCAGAGAUUAAUAAUGAUAUAUAUCAAUAUUCCCAAGUUAUUCAGUUGGAACAUGCAGUUACAAAAUUUAUGGAAUCUUAUAAACGAAUCAUUAAUCUAUCACCUAACUUAAAAGGUUAUCAGACUGCUUUAGAAAACCAAGAUAAGAUACCUUUACAAGUAUUACCAGCAUUCGGAAGGUAUAAAUUGAAAAUGGCAGCUGAAUUGAAAUCUUUGGAAGAGUUGAAGAAGAUUAAAUUGUUCGAUGAUUUAGCACGUUAUGAGGAUACCUAUAAAGAAGACGAUAUCAAACCGAUCUUAAAGGAUAUCACUGAAAAGGAUGUAGAAUCAUUAUCGAAUGCUAAGUUUGAUCCAUCAGUUGAAUAUUUGGAAAGUGAUGAAGAAGAUGAAACUUUAGGAGGUGAUGAUGAUUCAUUAUCUUCCAGUAAGGUGAAAUGGCCUCCAAAGCUACCAGAAAUAAAAGACCCAUCUAUUAGAGCAAAGGUUUUUAUUCACAAAUCUACAAUCAAAGAUAAGCUAUACUUGAAAGAGUCAGAGAUGAUUAAUGCCCAUAAUGAGCGUCUAGAAUUUCUGGGAGAUUCUGUUUUAAAUACUAUAAUGACAAUGAUUAUCUACAAUAAAUUCCCAACUUUUACAGAAGGUCAAUUAUCAAAGUUAAGAAUGAACUUAGUCAGCAAUGAACGUAUUAAAUCAUGGACAUAUUUAUAUAAUUUUGAUAAGAAACUAAAGACAAACUUUGAUUUAGGGAAUGAUAAGUCUCAUUUUCAAAAUGGUAAACAGAAAUUAUAUGCAGAUGUUUUUGAAGCUUAUAUAGGUGGUUUAAUUGAAGAUGACCCUAAGCAUAAUAUGCCUAAAGUAAGAAAAUGGUUAACAAAACUUUCAAAACCAAUUAUUAAUGAAGUUAUGCAGAAGGAUGUAAGUUUGGAGACUACAGAAAACAUAGAUUUAAACGCCAAAAGGCAAUUAUAUUCAAUUAUUGGAUACGCAGCAUUGAAUUUACACUAUGAGCCAGUGAAAAGACCAACUAGAGACGACCCGAUAAGUAUAGUAGAAUGUAGAAUAGAUGAUGGAACUGUUCUUGGUGUCGGUAAGGGAAGAAAUGUCAAAAUUGCAGGCCUAUGUGCAGCUCAAAACGUAUUGAGAAAUAAAUCUUUGAUUGAAAAAUAUUCACAAUUGAGAGCAUCUAUACCGAGAAAAGAAUCAGUUUUAAAGUCAGAUACCUCUCAGCCUAAGAAGAAACGUAAAAUUAAGAAUACCAAUGAAGCAGAAAGCAAGAACAUUAAAUUAAACGCCAAUGGAGAAUUUGUCAUUGAAUAG